This is a messenger RNA of Caenorhabditis elegans, 372 nucleotides long. It is a transcript of the gene Y60C6A.2, whose product is annotated as Venom protein. The record is from RefSeq and is marked reviewed. Bases 1 to 288 code for a protein of 95 amino acids. The transcript is spliced from 2 exons. Lineage: Eukaryota; Metazoa; Nematoda; Chromadorea; Rhabditida; Rhabditidae.
AUGCUUUGCAAAAUUUUCAUUCCAUCCCUACUUUCCCUCUUUAUUAUUUCCACUGCAUUUGACAAGGACCUCGCUCAUAAAUGUCUACUCUCGUGUGUCAACUCUGGAAACCGCACUGAAUGGGAGUCCUGCGAAAAAAAGUGUUUUGAUCAAGGAGACGAUGAGGAUAAAGCUUUUAUAACUUGUUAUUUAAAGUGCGUCGACCUGUACUUCACUCCGGAUGGCAAAUUGAUAGAUUUUGAUAAUUUUGAGAAAUGUGCCAAAAAAUGUCCGAUUACUACUGAAUGAUUUUUUUCAGUGAACAUUUGUAUGUUUAUGUCAGCUUGUAAGAUUUUAAAAAUGAUCUUUCUACAAUAAAUAUAUUCAACGGUU